CUUAUAAAUAAAGGAGUCUAUUUGAGUUCUCAUCAUCUUGCGAUGGCGGCUGGUUUUGGAAUUCGACACUACUUGUGUAUGAUGUUUCUUCUUUCAAUUAUAUUUUGUGUUUCAGCACGAAAUUUCAUUUCAAUCUCAGAUGAUGAGAUGGCAAUGUUACAAGUGGAGGUGAAGAGGUCUCUGCUUUCAGUGCAGCUAGAUGAUUAUGGUUCGCCUUCUGCCAACCGCAAUCACUAUCCUGGCAAGCCCAGCAAGUCCAAAGGUGGACGUGGCUAAUUCAUGAACUGAAUUAUAAUAUAUAAAUAUUAAUUAAUCCAAAUAUAUCUUAAAUAGUACAAAUAAAAUGCCCAAAAUUUGUAAUGCAAAUGUCACUACUAUAUAUUAUUAUUUCAUAUUCUCUUACUGCUUAUUUAUAAAUGUUAUAAAUACGAAUUUAAGUGUUAUGGUACUUAUAAAGUGUGCUUUGAGUUCUUGAAUUGAUAUAUGGAGGAUUUUUAUUACAAUGA
Molecule: messenger RNA, 506 nt
Organism: Solanum pennellii
Lineage: Eukaryota; Viridiplantae; Streptophyta; Magnoliopsida; Solanales; Solanaceae
Product: protein PSY1
Exons: 2
Coding region: 43-276 (77 amino acids)
Source: RefSeq, a predicted model, not a curated record